Molecule: messenger RNA, 825 nt
Organism: Enterospora canceri
Lineage: Eukaryota; Fungi; Microsporidia; Enterocytozoonidae
Source: the annotation of a GenBank genome assembly
AUGAAAUGCAUAGAGAACAAAGAGAAGCUCUGUAGGCUGAUUGCGUAUGGAGCACUUCUCUUCAUUGGAGCAAUUCCAUCACUCGUCUACAUCAGAAAAGAGAGUGGAUUCGUCUCAGAAGCAACGAUGGUUGGACUGUCCAUCGUGGCAGCAUUUGGUGCAUUCUACGCAACAAUCUGCAUAUUCACUGAUGGAUUCGUAGACAGAAAAGUUCAUUUCACCAUUCCAAGGGAAAUGGAACGAAAAUGCACCAUUUGCGAUAUCGUGAAACCAGAGAGGUCGCACCACUGCAAGAUCUGUAAAAAAUGUGUAGUGAAAAUGGAUCACCACUGCAACAUUCUGAGCGUAUGCAUCGGCCACAGCAACCACGGCCAUUUCGUUCGCUACCUCUUCUUCACGUGGCUUGGUGCCCUAUGGCUCUUUCUGUACAACGCAUUUCUGAUAUUCAACAAGAUAUUUAUUGCGACUGAUUCAGUCACAUAUCCAAUCAGCACAUUCAUCCUGUUUUCAACAUUGGUUUCAAUUUGCAUCAUUUUCAUAACAACAAUGCACUUGCAUUGGCAGACACAGAACAUGAGGAGGAACAUCACGAACAUCGAACUGGUUCAGGAGCACAAUGCGAAGUAUCGAGACAUCAAAUGCGGGCCAUCACCGUACAAUCAGGGAUUCUACAGCAAUUUCAGGGACAUAAUGGGAUCAAUCAGGUAUCUGCAUCUGGGGCCACCUGUUCUAGACGGCUACAACUGGCCUAAGACAUUCAAAACGUACUAUUGGCCACUGAUCGAUGUAAAUGCGAUACGAUCAGAAUGCGACGAGAAUAUCUAA